Cryptomeria japonica (Japanese cedar) is the source of this 934-nucleotide messenger RNA. RefSeq lists its product as uncharacterized. Gene Ontology annotation, molecular function: protein dimerization activity; DNA-binding transcription factor activity. The record is from RefSeq and is a predicted model, not a curated record. Lineage: Eukaryota; Viridiplantae; Streptophyta; Pinopsida; Cupressales; Cupressaceae. Gene Ontology annotation, biological process: endosperm development; regulation of DNA-templated transcription. The coding region runs from base 123 to 824 and encodes 233 amino acids. The transcript is spliced from 2 exons.
UAAGGAAUCUUGCGGGAAGCUUCUUCAUAAGACCGGAAGACACUUCAAAGAGGGAAAAUGUUGCAUAUGGAUCUAUAUAUAAAUGUGCAGAGCAUCGUAAGAUAGAUCCUCACUGAAUAACAAUGGCUGAAUAUCGCUAUACUUUAAAUUUUCAUGAGUCAUUCAAUACUUACCAUGAUUUGCCUGAUGCUGUUACACAUGACUUUAGUCCCCUGAAGCAGUACUCCGAGGGCAAUGUGGGUGUGGAAAAUCAACAAGUACUCAUUCUACAACCAGAGGAAGAAAUUAAACGAAGGAGAAGAAUUCAGAGUAUAAUGUUUUCUGAGAAGAAAAGAAGGAUAAAGAUGAGACAAUUGCUCUUUACUUUACAGUCUCUACUGCCUGUUUCAACUACCAAUAAGGUAGAAAGACAUUACAUCAUAGAAGAGACUGGUAAAUAUAUUCAGACUCUCCAGACUAAAACCCUGGACUUGCAGAAGAAGAAGGCCCAUUUAUUGGCCGCGACAAGAAGCUCAUCGAUUGAUCAUAAUUCAUCAGCCAUUGAUAGAGAGUCUAUAAGUCUUAAUGUAUGUAUAGCAGUUUAUUCCAGUGAAACAGUUAUAAUAAGAAUUACUGCCUCAAGAAUGCCGCGCUCUCUCUGCGAGAUGUAUGAAGUAGUUGAAGCACAUGCCUUAGAAAUACAGAACUCAGAUGUUUACAGCGGGGACUCCAUUGUCUUUCUCUAUAUCCACGCCACAGCAAUUGUAGGCAUGCAUUGCCAUAACUCAUUAGAAAUGACCCAAAUUGAACAAGGUCUGAACAAAGUUUUACAAAAUAUUUACUAGAAAUAUGUUGAGGAUAUUCACUCUCAGCUGAAAAAUAGGAAAGAAAUGUAAAGGGGUUUCCCUAAAUUGAUUAAAAUUUGAGCUUAAAAAUUUCCUGUUCAGUGUUUGGU